Molecule: messenger RNA, 1638 nt
Organism: Lynx canadensis (Canada lynx)
Lineage: Eukaryota; Metazoa; Chordata; Mammalia; Carnivora; Felidae
Product: RNA-binding protein 4
Exons: 4
Coding region: 94-1191 (365 amino acids)
Biological process (GO): mRNA splicing, via spliceosome
Cellular component (GO): cytosol; nuclear speck
Molecular function (GO): zinc ion binding; mRNA binding
Source: RefSeq, a predicted model, not a curated record
CACUGCUGCGGCCGUCGCCAUUUUAGCGUUUUGUCAGAAGCGUCUGCGCCGCGAGGAAGAGCCCCUGCUGGUUUCCGUGCGGGCUGUGUCGAGAUGGUGAAGCUGUUUAUUGGUAACCUGCCCCGGGAGGCCACAGAGCAGGAGAUUCGCUCACUCUUCGAGCAGUAUGGGAAGGUGCUGGAAUGUGACAUCAUUAAGAACUACGGCUUUGUGCACAUAGAAGACAAGACGGCGGCCGAGGAUGCCAUACGCAACCUGCACCACUACAAGCUGCAUGGGGUGAACAUCAAUGUGGAAGCCAGCAAGAAUAAGAGCAAAACCUCCACCAAGUUGCAUGUGGGCAACAUCAGUCCCACCUGUACCAACAAAGAGCUUCGGGCCAAGUUUGAGGAGUAUGGUCCAGUCAUCGAAUGUGACAUCGUGAAAGAUUAUGCCUUCGUGCACAUGGAGCGGGCAGAGGAUGCAGUGGAGGCCAUCAGGGGCCUUGACAACACAGAGUUUCAAGGCAAACGAAUGCACGUGCAGUUGUCCACCAGCCGGCUUAGGACUGCGCCCGGGAUGGGAGACCAGAGCGGCUGCUAUCGGUGCGGGAAAGAGGGGCACUGGUCCAAAGAGUGUCCGAUAGAUCGUUCUGGCCGAGUGGCAGACUUUACCGAGCAAUAUAAUGAGCAAUAUGGAGCAGUGCGUACACCUUACACCAUGAGCUAUGGGGAUUCAUUGUAUUACAACAACGCGUACGGAGCGCUCGAUGCCUACUACAAGCGCUGCCGUGCUGCCCGGUCCUAUGAGGCAGUGGCAGCUGCAGCUGCCUCUGCCUAUAAUUACGCAGAGCAGACCCUGUCCCAGCUGCCACAAGUCCAGAACACAGCCAUGGCCAGUCACCUCACCUCCACCUCUCUCGAUCCGUACGAUAGACACCUGUUGCCGACCUCAGGAGCUGCUGCUGCUACAGCUGCUGCUGCUGCAGCAGCCGCUGCUGCUGUUACUGCAGCUUCCACUUCAUAUUACGGGCGGGAUCGGAGCCCCCUGCGUCGCGCUACAGCCCCAGUCCCCACUGUUGGAGAGGGCUACGGUUACGGGCAUGAGAGUGAGUUGUCCCAAGCUUCGGCGGCCGCGCGGAAUUCCUUGUACGACAUGGCCCGGUAUGAGCGGGAGCAGUAUGCGGAUCGGGCGCGGUAUUCAGCUUUUUAAAGCUUGAGGUGGGAUGUGUGUGGGCUGAAAUUCCGAGCUGCGGUUGUGCAUGAGAAUACACCCUUCGUGGUACCCCAUCUCCGGGACGUUCUCGGCUCUGUACGUUCAGUCCCUCAGGAACCGUGGACCUUAAUUUACCUUGCUAAAUUCAGACCACCUCUUCCUUUCCUCUUUCCUGCCCAUUUUCCUGUUCUUCCUGUUCUUCAAUACUUCUGUAGUUUCCCAUUUAUGUUCUGUUCUCCCAGCAGGCCUCAUUGCGUGCAGAAACUGUGGUGGGGGGUGUGCUGUCUCCCUGCCUCCUGCUUCCGGUGGGUGUUGGACUUGGGAAUGACCUUGGUGAGAGUGUCACUGCUCCUGAGUCUUUUUGGCCCAAAGGCUUGUGGCGGGUAGACACAUAGAGUUGGAUCACUUUUUUUUUUCCAGUGAAAUAAAUGGUUUUUCAACUUA